GAGUAUCUGUUUACUAAGGGAUGGAUAAGGAAAAAGUAGCUGCUAAGAAAGAAAAUCUCAAAGAGCAUCAAGUCUCUAUCGCGCAGGAGUUGCAUGUAGAUGUUGAUUUGAGGCGUCUCCAUGAGUCAUGUUCUCAGCUUUCUGAAGAGAUUAUACCGUUUAUGAAGCGUGUGAAAAUAGAACUGAUCCGCACGAAAGAGGGUGAAAUGAGGGACAUCCCACAAGUUCCAUUGUUUAUUUACGAAAAGAUUCCACUCCAUGACUCGAAGCUUCUAUUUUCUGUAGUCCUUCCACCCUAUCCAUACCUUCGAGUUAUCCAGCUCCACCACUGCGAAAUAAUGGAUGAUGGUGUUCUUUCACUUGCUGAGUUUCUGAGGACGUAUAAACCCAGUAAGGAAAAAAAUCCAUUUGGUAUAGAAUGUCUAGAGCUACCUGGAUGUAAUAUUGGACCUCGUGGUGCAAGCUACUUGUCCAGUGUGUUUUGCGAAAACACCACAAUUAAACGACUAAAGCUGGAUUUUAACCCAAUCGGUGACGGGGGAAUUGAAGCACUAUGCAAUGGAUUCCGUUGGAACACCAAGUUAGUGGAUUUGUCACUACAGUAUUGUGAAAUUAGUCAUUCUGGAGCGCCUUUUAUUGCCGCUUCUGUCAUUGAAUGCAGCAAUGUGAAAAGGCUAUCUUUAAGGGGCAAUCAUUCCCUCCAGGAUUCUGGUGUUUUAUAUCUUGCACGCGGUCUAAAUGUUGGACUACAACUCGAGGAGCUUGAUUUGGCAGAUGUUGGAUUUGGAGCAAGCGCUGAAACCAUCGAUGCCCUCUGCGAGGGCAUUGAAAAUAGCGCCUCACUUAUUUCUGUUAACUUAGAUCUUAAUACGCUCACUCCCUCCGGGCCACAGUCAUUGCUCACUGCUAUUUCUGGAAAUGAGCGCAUUCUAAAACUUGUUGUGAGUGAACGUACCGAUCCUGAUGUAUUCAAGAAAAUUUUAGAUGUCCUCUCAGCCAAUAAUAAGGGAAUGAAAAAAAAAGAAAAACAAUAGUUUUGUUCCGCUGCACUAAAUGUAAACUAUUGUUUUAAGCUCCUUA
Molecule: messenger RNA, 1080 nt
Organism: Phytomonas sp. Hart1
Lineage: Eukaryota; Euglenozoa; Kinetoplastea; Trypanosomatida; Trypanosomatidae
Source: the annotation of a GenBank genome assembly